GCGAUGUAGGAAUUUCAAUAGAGUCAGCAGGUGAAAGAAAACUUUAGUGUUGGGCCUAAAGAUUUUUAGUAGGCACGAAUUAGGAUAUAGGGUACUUGGUGCAAAAUCAUUUUUCCUUUUUUAUAUUCACUAGUGUAAAAACGUCAAAUAGAGGCGCUUCGUUUGAGUCGUUUUUCAGUACAAGCGCCUCAAUAAGGCGGUUAUUUUUUUAUUUUAUUUUUUUUCGAAAGCGUGCGGCGCUUAUAGGCAAAAACGCCUCCAUUAAUUUCCGAUUUUUUUUUAAAAUCGUACAGAAACGCUGUUCGAUGCGUGCGGCGCUUUUCUUUAAGCAGCGCCUCUAAUAUUAACCCUAACCUAUUCGAUCGACACCAGGCCAGGCGCGGAUUUGAUGACCAAAUCCCUAGCUUAAGCUUCAACGUUCGAUAGCAGCCGCACCAACCAGAGGAAAUCUGCUACCGCCGCCGGGUGUCCGUGCCUCUGCUGCCGCUGAAGCUGCUGCAUUUCUGCCGCCGUACGCUUGCCGUCGUCGUCUUCUUCUCCGGCCCUGGUCUUUCGGCUGCAAAAUCUGUGGAACGCCGUUGACGGCUCUGGCUCGCCGAGGACUGCUCCGGCUCGCCGUGGACUGCUCCGGCCCGCCGUCGACUGCUUCGGCUCGUCGUGGACUGCUCCGGAUCCGGCCCGCCGUGAACUGCUCCGUGGGGUUUGGUGCUUCAUACGCACUCAGAUAAGCAGAAAGGAAGAGAGUAGAGUGAAUUGGUUUCAGCUACAGGAAGAAAUGGAUCUGAAAGAAGCAAUGCCACAGGACACUACAUCACUGGAGAAACGGCCAGGAGUCCUCCUUGUUGGAUCUCCUGACGUUGGAAAACGUACCCUUGUCUCUCGGUUGCUCUCAAUAGAUCUGGAAGACACUACUGAUACAACAUCUGGUUUGCUUGCGUUUGGGUGGUCAAUCAACACAAAAUACUACACUGCUGAUGUUACUGUUUGGUUGGCCAAUCUCCGUAAAAAGUUUUCAGCCCGGUCUCUUCCAAUAUUUGAUCAGUUGGCUGCGUUGGUGAUGGUUUUUGAUAUAAGUAAUGUUUCAUCUUUUAUUGAACUUAAAGAUUGGGUGUCUCACACGGAUAUUCAGAAGUUUGAUAUUUUGUUAUGCAUUGGCAACAAAGUGGAUCUUCUUCCUGGUCAUUCAGGCCACGUUGAGUAUAGACGCCGGCUGCUGAAAUAUGCAGAAUCUUCUGGUAGUUCAUACACUGAAAUAUUUAACUCUGGCAUUGCUGAGACAGAAGGGAGUAAUCUAUUGGGAGGUGAAGAUGAAUCCUCACUGGGGAUUAAGAAAGCCUGCAUGGAAUGGUGCAGUCAACACAACAUUGAAUAUGUUGAAGCAUGUGCAUCGAAUGUUGAUUUUGACAAGUGCUUAUCUGUUGAUGGUGAUUCUCAGGGUGUCGAGCGACUUGAAGGGGCACUAUCUGCAUAUAUGUGGCCUGGAAUGGUACUAAAGUCUGGUGAUAAAAUAUAUGAACCUUCAUUACCCCAAGAUCAAGACGUGUCAGAUGAAGAAUCUGAAUAUGAACUGGAAUAUGAAAUCCUAUCCGCUGGUUCUGCGGAUCCAUGGGACGAUGCAGUUGAAGGCUGGGUAUCUGCAGAUGGUCCUGUUGCAACCACAGAAUCUAGCAAGCAAAAGGAGAGUGGUUGUGAAGACGGCAAUAGUAGUGAAAUGAAUCUCAUCAUUGGAGACAACGAGCUUCCAAAACCAGAACAAUCUCGCCUGCAGGGAAUGGUUGGAGAAGUAGAAUUGGGAAAAGAUGAAACUGAUAACGGCACAACAACAUACAAAUUUGAGGAUUUGGAGCAGCUAAUGGGUGAGAUAGGGAACAUGCGGGAUAGUUUGAGGUUGAUGCCAGAUUUUCAGAGGAGGGAGAUGGCAGCAAAUCUGGCCAUGAAAAUGGCAUCCAUGUUUGGGGAUAGCAGUGGAGAUGAAGAAGGGUUGGACUGAUUUAGACUGUUCUUGUACACAUUUGUUAUUUAAUAAUGUAUGUAAUACUAAAUAUCUCAUGUUUUCUUUUUCCCUUUCCUGUGCCACUUACUAUGUUUAAUAGCUGUAUCGGGGAGACUGAUACUAUGACUAAUGAAAAUGGCAUCCAUGUCUGUGGUUAAUGUCCGAAUUAGUUGGAGUUGUCAUUAAAUUAAACAUUAGGUUUUGGUCUAUGUUGUAAAAAGUCUAAAAAUAUGGU
Messenger RNA from Cuscuta europaea, 2228 nucleotides. The record is from the annotation of a GenBank genome assembly. NCBI's taxonomy places the organism in Eukaryota, Viridiplantae, Streptophyta, Magnoliopsida, Solanales, Convolvulaceae.